ACUGCAAUAACUGUUCUCUUCUCUUCGAUGAUUGCAGGCUCUCCAGACCCCCCCCUUUCUGUCAGUGAGGGAGGAGGUGAAGGUGGGGGAAGUGGUUUCUGCCUUCUGCUCUAUGUCUCACUCCUGCCCAUCUGAUUCCCCUCUCCUAACCUGGAGCCACUCCGGAACACCCAGUGUCCAAUCACAGCAGCUGACCAAUGUCCAGUGGGAAGUGAUGUCAUCCCUGAACUUUACUCCCAGCAGCACUGAUCACAACCAGUCUCUGGUCUGCACAGCAGCAUACAGGGGAGGGAAGACAGUGAAACGUUUGAAAACUCUCAAUGUCAAAUAUGCCCCAGUGGAUGUGAAGGUGGAGGGAGUGUCCAGUGUGAAGGAAGGAGACUCUGUGGAGCUGAGAUGCUCCAGUGACAGUAACCCUGCUGCCCACAGCUACCGCUGGCACAACAGUAGAGGACCUCUGCCCACCACUGGACCUACCAUCACACUGGAGAAUGUGACCAGACUCACUGAAGCCCUCUUCUGCACUGCCAUCAACACAGAGGGACAAGGUCACUCCAACCCACUGAAGCUCAAUGUAGAGUACCCCCCUGAGAUCAAAGUGGGCUCUGCCUGCACUUCAGACGUCUCCAUCGUAACCUGUCUGUGCAUUGUGGAUUAGGAGCCCACCGCCACCGUGGAGUGGUCUCUUCCGGCUGGACCCCUGCCCAUCUUGCCCAGUACCAAGGUGGAGAUGCAAGGGUCAGUUACCAUGGUGAUCCUACAGAGGGCACUAGGCUUCUCCGAGACCAUCCACUGCCAUGCCAGCAACACACAGGCGGGAGUCAUUGUGACCAGCCAGUAACCAGCAAGCAGGACAUUGAUGCAUCAAAGUGUGCUUCCUCAGAUCCCUCAACAUCAAGGUAUUUUUUGGAGACUGAAGAGGAUGGCGACCCAUACGAGUGUGAUGGUGGAGAUGAUGCAUUCUAUGGUAACGUGUGAACACAACAGGAAGCAUGUGGAAGUCAGCUGGCCCAGAGGCAGUGGUACUCAGUCUGUCAAAGGUUCCAGUAAAAUAUUAACAUUUUAACCCAAUGUAGCAGAACAGGUGACUGCUUAUAUUUGUUAGCUUGAUGUAGCUUUAUGGUUCUUAUGGCUAAUGAAUAUGGUACAUUCUUAUUUGGGCUGUGGCUUUGUGUUAUGGCUUUCACAAGGCAUUUGUUUAUCAUCUAUGGCUUGGGUGAUUCAGAAGAGUUUUUACAAGAUGUUUAAUAUGCACAAUAAAUCAACCAGUAUUUAACGAUAGAUUGUUUCCCAAUUCCCCAGCUGUCUGUUGAAAUUGUGUCUUGAGUGUAAUCUGAGGAUAGAUUACGAGUGUGGAACUUUCAGUGUUUCUCCACUUGGGGUUCCCCUUUCAUUUAUUGAGAUUUUCAACGUCUGUUUAUUUCCAUGGGGUUUGAGCUAUUUCACUGAUUUUGUCAGCUUUCUUGACCCUCUCUAUAAGAACAUAUCGGCCACGGGCAUACAAAUCCAAAUACAGACAAUUAUUCAUUGUUAUUAGGUUCUGAUUGUAGCUCUGUAUACAUUAUUACAUCUGGAGAAGAAAAAGAAAGUUUCACAAAACAUGUUUUGGAACAAAUCCUUCAUAUGAUUUGAAAGGCAUAGAAACAUUUAAAUGUAUUCAAUGUAUUUUGUGAGAAAGGCCUCCCCAUACUAAUUCCUGGGAGUGCAGGAAAGUGUCCUUAUCUUCAAACUCCCCCUCCACUAAAACUGUAGAGGUUGACAAGUCAAACGUGUGGUUUCGUUGGUUCAGCCCGAGUAAUCUGCAUAUUUUUCUGGAAGGUCUGUUGGGAGAAUAUGGACCAUUUGUUUAUAGCCACACAGCAUAUUUUUACAGACCACUUCAGAACUGCAAUGAGCUACGAUAACUCUGGAACUUCCCCAAUUACGGUGAUCUUCAGGAAAUCAAAUCAAAUCACAUUUUAUUAGUCACAUGCGCCUAACCAGCAGCGCAGUUUAAAAAAAUACGGAUAAGAA
Messenger RNA from Oncorhynchus mykiss (rainbow trout), 2013 nucleotides. Its product is annotated as myeloid cell surface antigen CD33. The record is from RefSeq and is a predicted model, not a curated record. NCBI's taxonomy places the organism in Eukaryota, Metazoa, Chordata, Actinopteri, Salmoniformes, Salmonidae.